UCGAGAGGGUAAAGGCGUACCGAGCGGCCGUUUCAUUCAGUAUACCUACGACUGCCGGUGAGACGGGUACCUCGAUCCGCGGACGACUUUCGCAUAGGUGCACACUUUCGUGUACACCUGGCCGUGCAGUGCGCGCAGACCGCCUUUUCCCGUCGUUCCCACGGAAUUUCGGACCAAGACACAGAGAGUGACCUUGCUCCGGUAAACGCUCCAAGGGAUUUUACGACAUAACCAACGACCGGAAGUCGACGCCGAAAAUCCGUGCCAGCCUGGACCGGAAGUCCAGCGGUCCUCAUCCCGUUGGAUCAUCGAGCUAUGAACAUCGAUCUACGGGCCUGAAAAGGAUCGUCGACGAGAAACGGAAGAUAAAAAGGCGAAGAUAGAAUCACGAUUCCAGCGGAAACGAGCCCGAAAUCCUGGAGACCAUGUCUUUCCUGCGAGCCGUGCGCGAUGUGAUCGCUUUCUUGAUCCUGACUGUGAUCGCGAUCGUCGAGAGCAUUGUGAAAGCGUGCAUCCCCACGAAGUACAAGAUGAAGAGCAUCGACGGCGAGAUCGCACUUGUGACCGGCGGCGGGGGCGGCUUGGGAAGACUGAUUGCACUUAGGCUUGCCAACUUGGGCGCCACCGUUGUCAUCUGGGACGUUGACAAAGCAGCCACGGAGGAAGCUGUGAAGCUCGUGCAAGCCGCCGGUGGAAGCUGCUACGGUUACGUCUGCGAUCUCUGCGACCGGGAGGAUGUUUACAAGAAAGCAGCGCUGGUCAGAGCGGAAGUGGGAAAGGUGACAAUACUGAUAAACAACGCCGGCGUGGUCAGCGGGAUGAAAUUUCUGGACACCCCGGACAAACUCAUUAUCCGCACCAUGGACGUGAACGUGAUGAGCCAUUUCUGGACGACGAAGGCGUUUCUGCCGUCCAUGAUGGAGGACAACAAGGGCCACAUAGUCAGCAUAGCUAGCUUGGCUGGCCACGCGGGAGUGCCAACGUUGGUCGACUAUUGUACCUCGAAAUUUGCGGCAGUCGGAUUCGAAGAGGCUUUGCACAUGGAACUCGCGGCUGAUGGCUAUAAAAUCAAUACCACUGUCGUAUGUCCAUUUUUCAUUCGUAGUACCGGCAUGUUUGAGGACAUUAAAACUAGAUUUAUGCGGAGACUUAGCCCCAAUGAAGUGGCAGAUCGAAUUGUGCUGGCCAUGAGGUGCAACGAAAAAAUAGCUGUGGUGCCUGGCUACAUCCAGUUUUUACUCGCUUUGAAAUGUAUCUUUCCAUGGUCCUGCGUAAAGAUGCUCAUCCGAGGAAUCGUCAUCACCUGCCCAUCCACCAAGUACAAGCCCAAAACAAUACCGAAAAAGACGGAACCGAUGGCCGAAGUGAUAACGAAACUCCAAAACGGUACGAACAUCCAGGAUCAGUUGUCCAGACGCGUGGCCAGUUCCGAGAGGAAGCCAUAACCGUCUCUGGACACAGUCACACGCCUAGAAAUGCACCGAAAUCGGAUUCACUUGUUCGUAAAAAUCGAACAAUGGAAUCCCAGAAUACGAUUCACGAUACAUUGAUAACGCUCGUAGAAUUCCGUGUCGCAUUACAAGGCUGGUCACGCGUGUACAUGUUAGGAUUUUAUAGCAUUCGUUCCCCAGAGUCUGUCGUUGCGCAAAAAAUGCUCGGAAACAGGUUCCCUUCCGGCGACGAACGCAGACAGAAUUGUUUCGUAUGUAACGUUCAGCGAUCGACGAGCAGAAUUUUUUUUUCGUGAAACGUAGGAUCGAGUAUAGGAGGAACUGUUGCUUUCCUUUUCGGCGUUAACAAAAGAAACGAUGACGCGAUUAGAGGAGUGAAAGCGUUGGACGCGGUUACUCGAGAACGUGUAAACACAGAAUUCGCUCGUUUCGACGUUAUUUAAUUUGUAAGAUGAGGAGAGUUACCUGUGGCAGGACCUUUCGGAGCUGGUCCGAGCAAAGGGGACCAUUUUUACCAAUAAUCGGCGACGAUGUGUGAUACGUUAAACGUUCGUUGUUCUAGCUAGUAAGGGUAGACUAAGACUUUUCUAUUUGUAAUGACUAACCGACCGUUCGCAGAGGAACUACUGUAAUUUAUCUUGUGGAUGUAGAUGGUCGCGAGGCGAUCGAUUUGUCAAAACGAGAAAUAAAACUGGAAUUUUUACCGAACUGGAA
Molecule: messenger RNA, 2165 nt
Organism: Megalopta genalis
Lineage: Eukaryota; Metazoa; Arthropoda; Insecta; Hymenoptera; Halictidae
Product: estradiol 17-beta-dehydrogenase 11
Cellular component (GO): lipid droplet
Molecular function (GO): oxidoreductase activity, acting on the CH-OH group of donors, NAD or NADP as acceptor
Source: RefSeq, a predicted model, not a curated record